CCUGUCACAGCUGCCCACCAGCUGCACUGUGCUCGGCGGCACAAAUAUUUCGUUAGAUUGAGGAAGCUCCGAACAUCCGAUACUAGAGGAGUGCAGUUUCUUCCCCUGGUGAUAGGCAGCAAAUUAAGGAGGAACAUUUCGACAAAAAUUCAGUAAACACGUGUGUUUAAGUGAUCGCAGACACAGUAGCUGGGUCACUACCAGCAACUAGAUAGAACAUGGCGUAUAGAAUUACACUCGCCGCCAUUUUAAUGGUGUUACAAGUUUAUGGCACCAUGGGAGGCAGAGUAUACGGUCUGGGAAAAAAUAGGAUUUUCCCACCUAUAGGACCUGUUAAACCUCCCCACAUCGUGUUUCUCUUGGCAGACGACUUGGGCUGGAACGACAUUGGUUAUCAUAACGACGAGGUGAAGACGCCGACUCUCGAUCGUCUGGCGGCGGAGGGGGUGAAGCUGGAGAAUUAUUACGCCCAGAGUUUUUGUUCUCCAAGUAGAGGCCAGUUACUGACGGGGAGAUAUGCGGCAACCACUGGACUAUCUAAUGUCAUCCUUGGUGGUAUACCGGAGGCCAUGCCACUGAGCGAGACUCUGAUAUCACAGAAACUGAAGGAAAGGGGCUACAGCAGCCACAUUGUGGGAAAAUGGCACGUGGGCUGUUACGAGAGGGCUUAUCUGCCAACAAACAGAGGCUUUGAUUCAUUUUACGGAAUCCAGUAUGGAAGAGGGGAUUUCUACACCCACGAAUUCUGUGGUGUCGUGUCGGGAGUGUGUGGCCUUGACAUCUGGAACAACACACGUCCUGAUCCUACCAAGAAUGGCACCUACUCUACCGACAUCUAUGUGGAGCGAGCCACGGAUAUCAUCAACAAACACGACCCCACCGAUCCAUUGUUUUUGUACAUGGCCUUCCAACUUCCCCACGAACCACUGCAGGUGCCCGCUAAAUUUGAGGCUCUCUAUGAUGACAUGCCCAAUGGCAAGAGGAAAACAUUUUUAGCAAUGGUGUCUGCUUUGGAUGCUGCAGUGGCAAAUAUCCACCAGGCACUAGAAGACAAUGGCAUGUUGGACAACACAGUGAUCGUUUUCUCUUCUGAUAAUGGCGGAUCCCCUCUUGUUGGUGGGAAUAACGGACCACUGAAAGGGAUCAAGGGUUCUUUGUGGGAAGGUGGGAUUAAAGUGCCGGCAUUCGUUUGGUCCAAACUGCUGAGGAGACCUCGCCGCAAGGUGACUCAGCUGGCCUCCAUAACGGAUUGGUAUCCGACAUUUCUUGGCUUAGCCGGCCUUGAUGCCUCUGAGCUGAAACUGGAUGGUUUUGACAUUUGGAAGCUGAUAAGCACGGGUGGGCAUGGCGGACAACAGAGAAAGGAACUCUUGCACGAGCUUAUCUGGCCCUCCACGUCAUCCCGAUUAGUUCCCCGAGGCUCCCCUCUUUAUAAUGGUACAUUUGACACCUCACAGAGGGCAGCACUGAGGUGGGGGAAGUGGAAACUGAUUACAGGACAAGCAGCCGCUAUUCGGGGUUAUGAAGACGGCGCUCCCCUGUUUUUCUCUAUACUUGGUCCCGACCCUACAAUAGAGGAUGUCCCCUUGGAUAAGAACGUGUGGCUUUAUGACAUGAAGAGAGACCCACUGGAGGAAUGUGAUCUGUCGGACACAAAGCCAAAGAUCGUAAAGCGCAUGCUGGAUCGUCUGGAAGAAAUCCGCCAGAUGUCCCCACCAACUAUUUUUGUAAGUGAAAGAGACCCGGCACUUAACCCGGCCCUCCACGGCGGUGUGUGGGCGCCUAGGGAUUAAAUGUUAUCAGUGUUUUACAUAACUUAAUGAUACGACUCAAUGAUUAUUUCAUUCUAUAAUCUGUUAUCUUUAGUGA
This is a messenger RNA of Lingula anatina, 1869 nucleotides long. RefSeq names its product arylsulfatase J. The record is from RefSeq and is a predicted model, not a curated record. Lineage: Eukaryota; Metazoa; Brachiopoda; Lingulata; Lingulida; Lingulidae. Gene Ontology annotation, molecular function: sulfuric ester hydrolase activity.